Messenger RNA from Belonocnema kinseyi, 1881 nucleotides. RefSeq names its product decapping nuclease DXO homolog. Gene Ontology annotation, molecular function: mRNA 5'-diphosphatase activity. Bases 218 to 892 code for a protein of 224 amino acids. NCBI's taxonomy places the organism in Eukaryota, Metazoa, Arthropoda, Insecta, Hymenoptera, Cynipidae. Gene Ontology annotation, cellular component: cytosol; nucleus. Gene Ontology annotation, biological process: nuclear-transcribed mRNA catabolic process; NAD-cap decapping. The record is from RefSeq and is a predicted model, not a curated record. The transcript is spliced from 4 exons.
UUUUUUUGAAACAGAACUACAACAGUUGCAUCGUUAAAUAAAGGUUUCAGGCCACAUUUCAUCUCUAUGCGUGGAGUGAUUAGCUCCUUAUGGUCCACUUUGGUAGACCCAAAUGGAUGGAUAAUAUGUGCACAAAAAUUUCGAGAAACCAUAUAUUUAUGUGCAUUUCCUACGGACAAAAAAAGAAAAAGUGAGCAAAACAGAUCACAAAAAAAAGAUGGCUGCUUGGGGCCGUAAAUUCGAGCAAUUUGUUCUUUCAGAUGACCCAACAAGACCUCCAAACAGUUUAAAGCCAGUUAAUGAAAAAGAGGAAUUUUGUGGUAUUUUCUCUUAUCAAUUUGGCGAGCAUAACCUGCUUUACGCAGGGGAAGUCGAUGGAGUUAUUUCAGAUGAGAUUUUAAACGAAAAAUCUCUUUUAACAAAUGCCUUUAAAUUUUGUGAACUGAAAACAAAUUUAUUUGUAGACUGCCCAAGUGAGUACUACUUCUUUAAACUUGCAAAAUGGUGGCGUCAAUCUUUUUUAAGCUGUGUGGACAAAAUUUUGUUCGGAUACAGAAUAGGAAAAGGAAUUGUAAAGAAACUAAAAGAAUAUACAUUGGAUGAAGUAAACAAAAGAAUUCAGCAAGGAAGACUAAUAACCUGGAAUCCUGAUGCUGAAAAGAAUUUCUGUAAUGCAUUUUUAAAACACGUGAAAAAAAUUGUUACUGAAGAUUAUGAUAAAGUGGUUUAUAAGUUUUCUUGGAAUCCUGAAAAUCCAGGUUUAAAAAGGAUUGAAACUGAGAAAUUAAACAAUGUUCAUAAUGAGUCACCAUAUUCGUUUCUACCUGACAUGCACGUUGAAAUUAUUACAAAUCAAAAUCAAAUCUUCAGGAUAGAAUCGUUGCAAGAAUAAGUGAGUCAGAGCCUCAUGGUUCAAAAUCUGAAUGGAAUUGAGGAAGAUUUAGGGAUAAUCCUUCACAUUCAAGACAAUCUUCAGAAAAUGAACGUAGAUUCCAGACUACUUCCACACGUUAUUUUCCUUACUCCAGAUCGGAAUCUGAAUUUUCAAGGAAAAGAGGCAAUCCUCAAAGAAAUAGGAAUUUUAUGUCAAGAGGUGGUCAGAAAUCAAGAAGAGAAAGAAGAAGAAACUGCUACUAAAGAUACUGACGAUGGUAAUGAAGUAAUCCGAUUAAGCAAAAGCAGGCAUCUAAAUCAACCUCACAGAAAAAACUGAGGUUAUAAAAUUUCGUAGAUAAUCAGUCAAGGAGAAUAAACACGAAGUGGGUAAACCAACUGAUGUAAACAUUUCGUGGUGAACGUUUACCUCAGUGUGAACUAACAAACUGACUAUUACCCUGUUUGAGCGAUUACCUGCAAUGUUUGGUAUCCCCAGUUUUCUUCAUGGUUACGAGUUAGAUACAUCAAAUUUUCUUACGUGGGGUAGUUUCAGAAUUCACUCCUCAAUUAGUCUUCUGUAAUGUUGCCCUAAUUUAAUGAUUUAUAGCUCCAUUAAUUCUCGGUAUCGGGUUGACAUUCUAGGAAAAGCAGUAUCUUCCCUACUUAAUUUCUGCAGCGUCUACCCUCAGGAAAACAUUCCCUCUGCUCCCUCUGCUCGAAGCAUCCCUCCGAAGCCCGCUACCACCUUCUUUAACAAGUAACCCUGACAGAUUAUAUUGCCUAUGAGGUCGGGGGUGGUCACAAUUAAUCAAUACAAUAAUGUCAAUACAGCUAUUAUAACGUAAAAUGUAAGUAAUAGUGUAUUGUUAAUAAUUACAUUAAACUAGUGGUCACGUGACACUUGUUUGAUUUUGAUGAUGCAUAUGUCAUCCCUACAUUCUAAGACACUUAAUUUUUUAACUGUAGCGCUACAUACAUAUUUUCUUAAACGAAAAAACCUUAUUU